GACGCAGGCAGGCGGCGGGCAGCGGGAGGCGGCAGCCCAGUGCGGUUCCCGCGGCUCCCAGCGGAGCCCCGCGCCCGCCGCGCCAUGGCCCGGAGACCCCGGCACAGCAUCUACAGUAGUGACGAGGAUGAUGAAGACAUUGAGAUGUGUGACCAUGAUUAUGAUGGGCUGCUUCCCAAGUCUGGAAAGCGUCACUUGGGGAAAACUAGGUGGACCAGGGAAGAGGAUGAAAAACUAAAGAAGCUGGUGGAACAGAAUGGAACAGAUGACUGGAAAGUUAUUGCCAAUUAUCUCCCGAAUCGAACAGAUGUGCAGUGCCAGCACCGAUGGCAGAAAGUACUAAACCCUGAGCUUAUCAAGGGUCCUUGGACCAAAGAAGAAGAUCAGAGAGUGAUAGAGCUUGUACAGAAAUACGGUCCGAAACGUUGGUCUGUUAUUGCCAAGCACUUAAAGGGGAGAAUUGGAAAACAAUGUAGGGAGAGGUGGCAUAACCACUUGAAUCCAGAAGUUAAGAAAACCUCCUGGACAGAAGAGGAAGACAGAAUUAUUUACCAGGCACACAAGAGACUGGGGAACAGAUGGGCAGAAAUCGCAAAGCUACUGCCUGGACGAACUGAUAAUGCUAUCAAGAACCACUGGAAUUCUACCAUGCGUCGCAAGGUCGAGCAGGAAGGUUAUCUGCAGGAGUCUUCUAAAGCCAGCCAGCCACCAGUGGCCACAAGUUUUCAGAAGAACAGCCAUUUGAUGGGUUUUGCCCAUGCUCUACCUUCAGCUCAACUCCCUCCAACUGGCCAGCCCUCAGUUAACAAUGACUAUUCCUAUUACCACGUUUCUGAAGCACAAAACGUCUCCAGUCACGUCCCAUAUCCUGUAGCGUUACAUGUAAAUAUAGUCAAUGUCCCUCAGCCAGCUGCUGCAGCCAUUCAGAGACACUAUAACGAUGAAGACCCUGAGAAAGAAAAGCGAAUAAAGGAGCUAGAGUUGCUUCUAAUGUCAACUGAGAAUGAACUCAAAGGACAGCAGGCACUUCCAACACAGAACCACACAUGCAGCUACCCUGGGUGGCACAGCACCACCAUUGCCGACCACACCAGACCUCAUGGAGACAGUGCACCUGUUUCCUGUUUGGAAGACCACCACUCCACUCCAUCUCUGCCGGUGGAUCCUGGUUCCCUACCUGAAGAAAGCGCCUCUCCAGCCAGGUGCAUGAUCGUCCACCAAGGCACCAUUCUGGACAAUGUUAAGAACCUCUUAGAAUUUGCAGAAACACUUCAAUUUAUAGAUUCUGAUCCUUCAUCGUGGGGUGAUCUCAGCAGUUUUGAAUUCUUUGAAGAAGCAGCUUUUUCACCUAGCCAACACCACGCAGGCAAGGCCCUCCACCUUCAGCAAAGAGAGGGCAAUGUGAAUAGGCCUGCAGGAGAGCCUAGAAAGAGGGCGAACAAACGCAAGUUGAGUGAGGGUUCACUUGACCUGCCCAAGCCCUUCCCUCCUGCGAGGCCCAGCACAAUUCCACGGGUCAUCCUUCGAAAAAAGCGGGGCCAAGCCAGCCCCAUAGCCACUGGACACUCUAGUUCCUUGAUAUUUGCUGACGUCAGCAGUUCAACUCCCAAGCAUUCCCUUGUCAAAAGCCUACCUUUCUCCCCCUCGCAGUUCUUAAACACUUCCAAUAACCAUGAAAACUUAGACUUGGAAAUGCCUUCUUUAACUUCCACCCCUCUCAAUGGUCACAAAUUGACUGUUACAACACCAUUUCAUAGAGACCAGACUGUGAAAACUCAAAAGGAAAAUACUAUUUUCAGAACUCCAGCUAUCAAAAGGUCAAUCCUAGAAAGCUCUCCGAGAACUCCUACACCAUUCAAACAUGCACUCGCAGCUCAAGAAAUUAAAUAUGGUCCCCUGAAGAUGCUACCUCAGACACCAUCUCAUCUAGUAGAAGACCUACAAGAUGUGAUUAAACAGGAAUCUGAUGAAUCUGGAAUUGUUGCUGAGUUUCAAGAAAAUGGACCACCUUUACUGAAGAAGAUCAAACAAGAGGUGGAAUCUCCAACUGAUAAAACAGGAAACUUCUUCUGCUCAGACCACUGGGAAGGGGAGAGUCUGAACACUCAGCUGUUCACACAGGCAUCGCCUGUGGCAGAUGUGCCCAAUAUUCUUACAAGUUCCGUUUUAAUGACACCAGUAUCAGAAGAUGAAGACAAUGUUCUCAAAGCAUUUACAGUACCUAAAAACAGGUCCCUGGCGAGUCCCUUGCAGCCUUGUAGCGGUGCCUGGGAAACUGCAUCCUGUGGGAAGACAGACGAUCAGAUGACGGCUUCCGGUCAGGCUCGUAAAUACGUGAACGCCUUCUCAACCCGGACUCUGGUCAUGUGA
This is a messenger RNA of Globicephala melas (long-finned pilot whale), 2370 nucleotides long. RefSeq names its product MYB proto-oncogene, transcription factor (gene MYB). Gene Ontology annotation, molecular function: DNA-binding transcription factor activity, RNA polymerase II-specific; RNA polymerase II cis-regulatory region sequence-specific DNA binding. The record is from RefSeq and is a predicted model, not a curated record. Gene Ontology annotation, biological process: regulation of DNA-templated transcription. Gene Ontology annotation, cellular component: nucleus. NCBI's taxonomy places the organism in Eukaryota, Metazoa, Chordata, Mammalia, Artiodactyla, Delphinidae.